GUAGACUUUAAAGGUUUAGAUCGGCUUAAUCGUCUACUUUUGAAGAAAAUGAGGAUUAUUUCGGUGGUGUUUGCAGCAACGCUGUUGGCCUCAACAUUGGCCGUGAAUUUGCCAGGAGUACCAAGAGAAUUCACAGCCAAUGAUGCGGUUCUAUCAGCAGUAUCCGAUGAGAUUGCUCGUAAACUUGCCGAGGAAUAUAUCAAAUUUAUGAAGACUGGUAUCGAAUCAGCCUCUCUACGCCAGAUAUCUACCCAGCUGGCCAAGUCCCAUAGUAAAAAGGAUAUUUUCACCAAGGAAAUCCACGAAUUGGGAGCUGUGGAUGAGUUCUUCGUUUGCACCACAUGUAGGGCUAUGAUGAAUGUCAUUGCCCGCAGUUUCCGCGAGGAAGAUGGAGAGCUGCAUGGUCAGGACAAUCGUGAUUAUGUGAAAAAAUUCGUCAUUGGUUUCUGUGAUCGCCUUGAUAUACAAACUGAAGAAGUUUGUGGUGAACUCUUUGAGAUUCACUGGGAACAUGCUCAAUAUAUUAUACAGAAUACCGCCAUUGAUUCACGUGAAUUCUGUGGCAUGUUCAUGCAAUUUGGUUUCUGCAAUGUUGGCUCACAUCCCGAUUACGAAUGGACUUUGGAUGUGGAUGAUAGUGUGCCUGCCGCCACAGCACCCAAAUCGGAUAUUCCUGCCAAGAGUUCGAAUGAUUUGAAGAUUUUACAUGUCACCGAUAUACAUCAUGAUCCUUUGUAUGAGCCCGGCUCCUUGGCCGAAUGUGAUGAGCCCAUGUGCUGUCAACGUCAUAAGGAUGUGGCUCAAGGUACCUCUAAGGCUGCUGGCUAUUGGGGUGAUUAUCGUGAUUGUGAUUUACCUUGGCAUACAUUCGACAAUGCCUUGACCCAUAUUAAGGAAACUCAUAAAGUGGAUUAUAUCUAUCAAACUGGUGAUGUUAUUGAUCAUAUGGUCUGGGCCACCGCCGAAAAGAGAAAUCAAGAUAUCUAUGAAAAGGUCACCAAUAGAAUCUAUGAAGUUUUUAACGAUGUGCCAGUUUACCCCACUAUUGGUAAUCAUGAGCCGCAUCCAUUGAAUAUGUUUGCCCCUGACUAUGUUCCCGAAGAGUUUAGCUCCAAACCCUUCUACGAACACCUCUAUAAGGUAUGGUCGAAAUAUUUACCCGAAGACACCAGGGACACCAUUCUCAAGGGUGGCUAUUACACCACAUUGGUGAAAUCUGGAUUCCGCAUUGUGGCCCUGAAUGAUAACGAUUGCUACACGGACAAUUGGUGGCUAUUCUUCAAUGGUACCGAUAUGAAGACUCAAUUAAUGUGGUUGCAUGAUGUCCUCUUGUCUGCCGAAAAGGCCAACGAAAAUGUUCAUAUCUUGGCUCAUAUACCCUCUGGUGAUGGUACCUGCUGGAAUGUUUGGUCUCGUGAAUAUAAUCGUCUUAUUGCGCGUUUCCGCCAUACCAUCAGUGGCAUUUUCAAUGGUCAUACCCAUAAGGAUGAAAUGAAUGUUCAUUAUUCGAAUGGUCAUGCCAUUGGCAUGUCAUGGAAUGGUGGUGCUAUGACUACAUUCUCUUACAGAAAUCCCAAUUAUCGCGUUUACCAUGUGGAACCCCAAAGUUAUCAAGUUGUUGAUCACGAAACCUGGCUUUUCAAUUUGACUGAAGCCAAUUUGGCUGGUGAAUCUGCCCAACCAAAAUGGUACAAGGAAUAUACCUUCUCAGAAGAGUACGACGUCAAGGAUCUUAGUCCAGCUUCUAUUGAUGCCUUACUCGAUGUUAUGGCCGACCAUCCAGAUUUGCUUAGAAAGUUCUGGCGCUUCAAGAUGACCUCAGCUGACCCUGCUCUAGCAGGCGGUUGCGACAAUGGCUGCCUACUCCAUACCAUUUGUCGCAUUGCUACCACUGUCAAUGAUCAAAGAACUCGUUGCGAAGAAUUGAGACAUAAACUAAGCAUUGCGCUCGAGAAUGAAGCAACAUCCACCGCAACUACACCUACCACCACCGAAAAGCCAGAUGAUGAAGAUGAUGGUGCUGUUACCAUGACCGCCAUUAGUUUUACAACAAUGAUGGCUGUAUAUGUGGCAGCUUCCAAUGCAUUUUAGGAAAUUUAUACGAUAAUUGUAACCUGAGAUUUUGAAUUGCAGCGAAAUAAAAUAAUUUUUAGUCUAUAUUUUUAAGAGAAA
Molecule: messenger RNA, 2172 nt
Organism: Stomoxys calcitrans (stable fly)
Lineage: Eukaryota; Metazoa; Arthropoda; Insecta; Diptera; Muscidae
Product: sphingomyelin phosphodiesterase 1-like
Exons: 6
Coding region: 49-2091 (680 amino acids)
Biological process (GO): ceramide biosynthetic process; sphingomyelin catabolic process
Cellular component (GO): lysosome
Molecular function (GO): acid sphingomyelin phosphodiesterase activity
Source: RefSeq, a predicted model, not a curated record